Molecule: messenger RNA, 1256 nt
Organism: Oncorhynchus tshawytscha (Chinook salmon)
Lineage: Eukaryota; Metazoa; Chordata; Actinopteri; Salmoniformes; Salmonidae
Gene: fkbpl
Product: FKBP prolyl isomerase like
Exons: 2
Coding region: 10-483 (157 amino acids)
Molecular function (GO): protein binding
Source: RefSeq, a predicted model, not a curated record
GCGGGGGACAUGUGGGGGGCGGCAGACAGCUACAGCCGAGCCAUCAAACUCCUCAUCACCCUAAAACUACACACCCGGGGAGAAGGGGAGGAGAUGACUCUGAUAGAGGAGGAGGAGGAGGAUGAGGAGACGGAGAAGAAAGAUAGCCUAGAGGCCCCUACAGAUCGUCAGUACCGUUCCACCAAGGCCUCUCUCUACUCCAACCUAUCCCUAUGUCAGCUGAAACUGGGCCAGUGGUCCCGGGCCAGAGGGUGUGCCUCCAGAUCCACGCUGCUGGAGCCCCAAGGGCUGAAGGCCUGGUACCGCCUUGGGCAGGCCAACCUGGAGGCAGGGGAGCUGGAGGAGGCCGACAGGGCCUUCAGGAAACUACAGGAGCUCCAGCCUGACUCUCCCUCCGCCCUGAGAGGACUGAGAGAGGUGGGGAGGAGGGAGCGAGAGACGAAUAGCAGACUGGGACAGAGACUCGGCAAGAUGUUCAGCUGAAGAGGGAGAGUGAGAGAGGACUGAUAGCCAACUGGGACAGGGACUGAGUCAAAUGUUCAGGCAAAAAGGAAAGGAUGACAAUUAGCAGACUAUUUUUUCAUCCACAAAUAGUCUUAGGCUGCGUUUAUAUAAGUAGCCCAAUUCUGAUAUUUUUUGCCAAUAUUGGUCUUUGACCAAUCACAAGUAAAAUAAAUAUCAGAAUUGGGAUGUCUGUGUAAAUAUGGGCACUGGAUUAUGGGAUUUAAGUGUCAGUCAUUUAAAAAAAAAAUUUAUUGAACUGUUAAGACACUGGAGCUGUUCUAGAAAAUACAUUUAAGAAGUGGUAUAGAAAUUAGCUGGAAUUAUGGGUAGGACGGCUUUUCACAAACUCUGUCCUGGCGACGACAAGAGCCACACAUUGAGGUUUUUGCCCUAGCACUACUAAUUCAAAUAAUCAAAGUUUGACGAUGAGUUAGUUAUUUGAAUCAGCUGUGUAGUGUCAGGGCACCCCAGUUAGAAACGCUGGGCAGGAUUAGGGUUGUAAAGGGAGGGUACAACACAAAUGAGUGGCUACUCUGACAAAUCAGUCUGGUCUUGACAUCAAACAAACAAUAGCCCAGGCCAAUGAUACGGGAAAAAGAUUGUACAUCUUAGGAGGAGAUAUCUAUGUGUAUCUACCUACACACACACGUACAGUUGAAGUCAGAAGUUUAUAUACACCUUAGCCAAAUACAUUUAAACUCAGUUUUUCACGAUUCCUGACAUUUAAUCCAAGUAAACAGUACCUGUCUUUA